AUGUAUUCUGAUCCUUCUCUCCCCUUCCCUCUCUCCCCUCCCCUUCUCUCCCCUUCCCUCUCUCCCCUCCCCUUCUCUCCCCUUCCCUCUCUCCCCUCCCCUUCUCUCCCCUUCCCUCUCUCCCCUCCCCUUCUCUCCCCUUCCCUCUCUCCCCUCCCCUUCUCUCCCCUUCCCUCUCUCCCCUCCCCUUCUCUCCCCUUCCCUCUCUCCCCUCCCCUUCUCUCCCCUUCCCUCUCUCCCCUUCCCUCUCUCCCCUUCGCUCUCUCCCCUUCCCUCUCUACCCUUCCCUCUCUCCCCUUCCCUCUCUCCCCUUCCCUCUCUCCCUCCCCCCUUCCUCUCUCCCCUUCACCCUCUCCUCCUCCCGUCCGGAGCUGUUCUCAGGUCAGCCCAUCCACGCCAUCGGCAGCUCGCUCCUCUCCCACCCCUCCACCAACCCAUUCCCCUCCCCUGCUGCCGCACACGCUUCCGUCAGCGAUGAUGCUCGUACUCCUCCCACUUCUCCAACACUUCCUCUCCUUGGACUCCCACCCUCCAGCACCCGCCGCCCCUCUUUCGCCCUCUUUUCAUUCCAUCCGCAAGGCUUGCUUGCUAGCCAGCCCUCGCCACGCGCUCACCCUGCUAGCUAUCCUGCCCGAAGCUGAGCGCUUCUCUCGCUUAGGCCAUACGCCUGCCCUCUCAUCCCACCUCCCCGUCUCCUCAUCCCACCUCCCGAUCUCCUCAUCCCACCUCAACAUCUCCUCAUCCCACCUCAACAUCUCCUCAUCCCACCUCAACAUCUCCUCAUCCCACCUCAACAUCUCCUCAUCCCACCUCAACAUCUCCUCAUCCCACCUCAACAUCUCCUCAUCCCACCUCCCCAUCUCCUCAUCCCACCUCCCCAUCUUCUCAUCCCACCUCCCCAUCUCCUCUUCUCCCCUUGUUUCCACCCCCAUCCGUCCCCAUUUAAUCCCUUCUCCCCUCGUUUCCACCCCCAUCCGUCCCCUAUUAACCUCUUCUCCCCUCCGGGGGAAGGUGAGGGUGUGGGACAGGGAUGAGGCAACAUUUGCUGUUAGAGAGAGGGGAGAGGGGGGUGGAAGAGAAAGGGGAGGGGGAGUGGGAGGUGGAGGUGGGGAGGGUGAGUGUUGUGGUGGCGGCCAUGAGAGUGGACAGCCCUUUCCUUCUCCAUCUGCCCUCCUUUUUUUUCAUUUCCCCUACUAUGCCAUCCCAUCUCCUGCCCCUUUACUUCUCAUCCCCUCUCCCAUUCUUCUCAUCUGCCCUCCCUUCCUUCCCAUCUUGCGUGCCAGCCUCCCUUCCUUGCAUCACCCCUACACUCUUCUGUUCUCCCCGUUCCCCCUUUUUACCACUUCUCUUCCUUCACAUCUCAACUGCCCUUUUUCUCAUCCCUGGAGCCUUCAUUCCUCCCGUCACCCCUCCCUUUGUUCCAGUUACUAG
This is a messenger RNA of Closterium sp. Naga37s-1, 1431 nucleotides long. Lineage: Eukaryota; Viridiplantae; Streptophyta; Zygnematophyceae; Desmidiales; Closteriaceae. The record is from the annotation of a GenBank genome assembly.